Messenger RNA from Diabrotica virgifera virgifera (western corn rootworm), 3459 nucleotides. RefSeq names its product zinc finger protein 493-like. Lineage: Eukaryota; Metazoa; Arthropoda; Insecta; Coleoptera; Chrysomelidae. Gene Ontology annotation, cellular component: nucleus. Gene Ontology annotation, molecular function: DNA-binding transcription factor activity, RNA polymerase II-specific; RNA polymerase II transcription regulatory region sequence-specific DNA binding. The record is from RefSeq and is a predicted model, not a curated record. The coding region runs from base 1 to 3459 and encodes 1152 amino acids. The transcript is spliced from 5 exons. Gene Ontology annotation, biological process: regulation of transcription by RNA polymerase II.
AUGACUACUAAACCAGCCUCGUAUCUUUUCUCGGUGCAGAAAAGUCCUCCAGAAAAGUCUAGAGAAUCUGUCUGCAUGCUCAGGGAAUCUGACAUUGAUGAAUUUAUAUGUGUGACAGAUAAAAAAGGAGCUAAGCCAGAAAAAGCAAAGCGAAGAAGAGGCAUGAGAGACAUCCUCGCUAAAAUGACUGCAGAAGAAUAUGAAUCCUACAUUGUUAAACCUGUCAAUUCUGACAAACCGCUAAAAUGCAAGAAAUGUUCAAUUACGUUUAUGAAUAAUGUUGAAAAGGGUCUCCAUUCUAUCAAACACAAUAAAAAAGGAUUUUAUGAGUGUCAUGUUUGUGGAGAUUUUAAACAUCAGAACAAACAAGCAUUUGAUAUUCAUAUUAGGGAACAUGAUGGGAUUAAAAAAUUCAAAUGUCCCAUUUGUGAUAAACAAUUUACUACUAUAAGGCCAGCUUAUGAGCAUCAGUACUCUCAUGGAAAAGAAACGCCUUUUGAAUGUGACAUAUGUGGAAAAAAAUUCCAUACAUCAGUUUCAGCACGAAACCACAAAAUUGAGGCUCAUUACGAAAUGCUUACUGGGCAAAAAUACGAAAAGUUCGACUGUAAAAUAUGCAACAAGCAUUAUGCGAAUCAUUCUGGAUUGGCACACCACAAUUUCAGGCACCACAAAGAACUCUGCAAGCAAAUGCCAGCUUUAUGCGACAUCUGUGGGAAAAGCUUCUCAACAAAGUCACAAAUGAUGAAUCACAAGCUUACCCACACUCAAGAAACUUCUUAUUCCUGCCAACUGUGCUCUAAAAAGUUCACACGAGCAGCAGGUCUGAAGCAGCACCAAUUGGUACAUACUGGAGAAAAGAGCGCCAAACAUAAAUUUGUAGAUGUGUCAAUCAAAAAAGAAGACGAAGUAAUGGAUAUGAAUAAAUAUUUAGACGUAAUGUUAAAAAAAGAAGAAAAACCAAUAAAACGAAAGCCCGAAGGGAAAAUGAAAGACAUCCUCCGUAAAAUGUCUCCAAAAGAGUACGAGACCUAUUGUGUUCAACCUGCUGCACCAGAGGAACCACUGAACUGUAAAGAAUGUCCAUUAAGAUUUUUUAAUAACAUUGAACUAGGUUUUCAUUCCAUAAAACACAGUGACAAAGGACAUUACGAAUGCCAUGUAUGUGGUCGCUAUACAAGUCCAGACAAACGAGCAUUUGAUAUUCACAUCAGACAACAUGAAGGCAUCAAAAAAUACAAAUGUCGAAUCUGUAACAAGCAGUUUACCAGUAUAAGACCAGCAUACGAACAUCAGUAUUUCCAUGGAAAAGAAAAAACUUUUGAGUGUGAUAUCUGCAAACAAAAAUUCCACACUUCCCUUUCAGUUAAGAACCACAAAGCCAAGGCUCACCAUGAAAUGCUGAUUAAGAAAGAAUAUGAUUGUAAAAUAUGCAACAAGCAUUACGCAAAUCAUUCUGGUCUGGCCCAUCAUAAUUUUAGGCACCACAAGGAACUGUGCAAGAGAAUGCCUUCCUUAUGCGAUAUCUGCGGAAAGGAUUUUUCCGCUAAAGCUCAGUUGCGCAAGCAUAAACGGACACAUCAGACAGAACCUGAGUAUUCAUGUCAAAUAUGCUCCAAGAAGUUUACUCAACCUGCUGGUCUAAAACUUCACCAAUCAGUUCAUACAGGAGAGAAGAACGUCAAAGAUGAAUUUGUAGAUAUGACAAUCAAAAAUGAAGAUACAUUUGUAGACAUGAAAAAAUACGUAGAUGUAAUAAUAGAAACAGAAGAAGAACCAACAAAACCAAAGCGUGAAAGGGGAAUGAAAGACAUCCCCAGUAAAAUGUCUCCCAAAGAAUAUGAGACCUAUUGUGUUCAACCAGCUUCACCCGAGGAACCACUAAAGUGUAAAAAAUGCUCAUUAAGAUUUUUCAAUAACGUUGAAUUAGGAUUCCAUUCCAUAAAACACAAUGACAAAGGACAAUACGAAUGUCAUGUAUGUGGGAAUUAUUCAAACCAAAACAAACGAGCAUUUGAUAUUCACAUCAGACAACACGAAGGUAUUAAAAAAUAUAAAUGUCGAAUUUGUGAUAAGCAGUUCACUUGUCUAAGACCAGCAUACGAACAUCAAUAUUUCCAUGGAAAAGAAAAAUCCUUCGCAUGUGAUAUCUGUGGGCUAAAAUGCUUCACUUCCCUUUCAGUUCAGAACCACAAGAAGAAGGCUCACCAGGAAUCGCCAAUUAAGAAAAAAUACGACUGCAACGUAUGCAACAAGCAUUACGCAAAUUAUUCUGGACUGGCCCAUCACAAUUUAAGACAUCACAGAGAACUGUGCCAGCGAAUGCCUACCUUAUGCGAUAUUUGCGGAAAGGAAUUUUCUACAGAAGGGCAGCUUAGAAAACAUAAACGAACGCAUUCAAAAGAACCUGAAUAUUCAUGUCAACUUUGUUCCAAGAAGUUUACCCAGCCUGCUGGUCUAAAAAAUCAUCAAGCAGUACAUACAGGAGAAAAGAAGAUCAAGUUUGAAUUUGUAGAUGUGACAAUAAAAAAAGAAGAAUCGCCGCUGAAGAAGAAGAAACGAACGCGCAGAGUAUUAAUGAAAGCCAUCCGCGAGAAAAUGACUGACGAAGAGUAUGAGGUUUACGUCGUUCAACCUGCUACAUCUGAGAAACCACUGACCUGUGAGAAAUGCCCAUCAGUAUUUACAAAUCAUGUUGAAAAGGGCCUUCACUCUAUAUUACACAAAGGAUUUUAUGAAUGCCAUGUUUGCGGAGAUUAUGCAAACCAAAACAAACAAGCAUUUGAUGUCCAUAUAAGAGAACAUGAAGGGAUUAAAAAAUUCAAAUGUCCUAUAUGUAAUAAACAGUUUACUACUUUUAGACCAGCGUACCAGCAUCAGUUUUUGCAUAACAACGAAAAACCGUUUAAAUGUGACAUCUGUCAACAAGCCUUUCGCACGUCCAUUAGUGCCACAACACACAAAGCACAGGCCCACUAUGAAAUGCUCAAUGGAGAAAAAAAUCAAAAGUUACACUGUAAAAUAUGCAACAAGGAUUACGGGACUCGUUCAGGCAUAAAUGAACACAAUUUAAGGUAUCACAAAGAACUAUCCACGAUAACUCCAGCUCUGUGCGACAUCUGUGGAAAAGAUUUUCCAUCGAAAGCGGUGAUGCGGAGGCACAAAAAUUCACACUCAAAAGAAGGUCCAUUUUCGUGUGAAGUAUGCUCGAAGAAGUUUACGUAUAAACAAAGUCUGAAAAACCAUCAAUCUGCUCAUACGGGAGAGCAGAAGUAUGAAUGCAAUCAGUGUGGAAAAAAGUUUCCUUUUUCCGCUGCGUACAAAUAUCAUAUGAAGAUACAUUCGGGUGAGAAACCGUUUGCUUGUGGUAUUUGUGGAAAAAAGGCUAUUUCCGCUGGAAAUUUAAAACUUCAUAUGAAAUCACAUGGACCGUUAAAUUCCUCGAAAUCGAUCGACUAA